Messenger RNA from Eublepharis macularius, 1630 nucleotides. It is a transcript of the gene CACNB4, whose product is annotated as calcium voltage-gated channel auxiliary subunit beta 4. Gene Ontology annotation, biological process: neuromuscular junction development; regulation of voltage-gated calcium channel activity; chemical synaptic transmission. Bases 74 to 1630 code for a protein of 518 amino acids. Gene Ontology annotation, cellular component: voltage-gated calcium channel complex. The record is from RefSeq and is a predicted model, not a curated record. The transcript has 14 exons. NCBI's taxonomy places the organism in Eukaryota, Metazoa, Chordata, Lepidosauria, Squamata, Eublepharidae. Gene Ontology annotation, molecular function: protein binding; high voltage-gated calcium channel activity.
CGGCGGCGGCAGGAGCGGCAGCGGCGCCUGGACUUGCCCAGACCGCGCCUGGGGAGCCUCGGCGGCGGCCAGCAUGUCCAAGCACCCUUCCUCCUACGGCAAGAACGGGCUGGCCGACCCCAUCUUCCAGGGGUCCCGUGGCACGGCCACCCGCAGGAGCCGCCUGAAGCGAUCCGAUGGCAGCACCACUUCCACCAGCUUCAUCCUCCGGCAGGGAUCAGCAGAUUCAUACACAAGCAGACCAUCAGAUUCUGAUGUAUCUCUGGAAGAAGAUAGGGAAGCAAUCCGCCAGGAGAGAGAACAGCAAGCCGCUAUUCAGCUUGAAAGAGCAAAGUCAAAACCUGUAGCGUUUGCUGUUAAGACUAAUGUGAGCUACUGUGGAGCACUGGAUGAAGAUGUUCCUGUACCAAGCACUGCCAUCUCUUUUGAUGCUAAGGAUUUUCUACACAUUAAAGAGAAAUAUAAUAAUGACUGGUGGAUAGGAAGACUGGUUAAAGAAGGUUGUGAGAUUGGCUUCAUUCCAAGCCCCCUUCGGUUAGAGAACAUUCGAAUCCAGCAGGAACAGAAGAGAGGCCGUUUUCAUGGGGGGAAAUCAAGUGGGAAUUCUUCAUCAAGCCUUGGAGAAAUGGUGUCUGGCACAUUUCGAGCUACUCCCACAUCCACUGCAAAACAGAAACAGAAAGUGACAGAACAUAUUCCUCCCUAUGAUGUAGUACCAUCCAUGAGGCCUGUUGUCCUAGUUGGCCCCUCACUAAAAGGCUAUGAGGUGACAGACAUGAUGCAGAAAGCCCUCUUUGACUUCUUGAAGCACAGGUUUGAUGGGAGGAUAUCAAUAACUAGAGUGACAGCUGACAUUUCUCUUGCGAAGAGGUCUGUUCUCAAUAAUCCAAGCAAGAGAGCAAUAAUUGAGCGGUCGAACACCAGGUCCAGUUUAGCUGAAGUGCAGAGUGAGAUAGAACGAAUUUUUGAAUUGGCACGGUCCUUACAACUGGUUGUUCUAGAUGCAGAUACAAUCAAUCACCCAGCGCAACUUAUUAAGACAUCCUUAGCUCCGAUUAUUGUUCAUGUUAAAGUGUCAUCUCCAAAGGUAUUGCAGCGGCUGAUCAAAUCCAGAGGGAAGUCACAAAGCAAACACUUAAAUGUUCAGCUGGUUGCAGCAGAUAAACUUGCACAGUGUCCACCGGAAAUGUUUGAUGUCAUUCUGGAUGAAAAUCAGCUUGAAGAUGCUUGUGAACACUUGGCAGAAUACCUUGAGGCCUAUUGGCGUGCCACACACACUACCAGUAGUACGCCAAUGACACCAUUGCUUGGAAGAAACCUCGGUUCCACUGCACUCUCCCCUUACCCUACUGCAAUUUCUGGAUUACAGAGCCAACGUAUGAGGCACAGCAACCAUUCUACCGAGAACUCUCCAAUUGAACGCCGAAGUCUAAUGACCUCUGAUGAAAACUACCAUAACGAAAGGGCUCGGAAGAGUAGGAACCGCUUGUCUUCCAGUUCCCAACACAGCCGAGAUCAUUACCCACUUGUGGAAGAAGAGUACUCCGACUCAUACCAGGACUCAUACAAACCCCAUAGAAACAGAGGGUCCCCUGGAGGAUACAGCCAUGAUUCUCGACAUAGGCUUUGA